AUGGACGUGGACGUGGACGUGGACGUGACGUGGACGUGGACGUGGACGUGGACUUGCGUGGACAUGGACGUGGACGUGGACGUGGACGUGGACGUGGACGUGGACGUGGACGUGGACGUGGACGUGGACGUGGACGUGGACGUGGACGUGGACGUGGACGUGGACGUGGACGUGGACGUGGACGUGGACGUGGACGUGGACGUGGACGUGGACGUGGACGUGGACGUGGACGUGGACGUGGACUUGGACGUGGACGUGGACGUGGACGUGGAGGACGUGGACGUGGACGUGGACGUGGACAUGGACGUGGACGUGGACGUGGACGUGGACGUGUCGUGGACAUGGACGUGGACGUGGACGUG
Molecule: messenger RNA, 362 nt
Organism: Closterium sp. NIES-65
Lineage: Eukaryota; Viridiplantae; Streptophyta; Zygnematophyceae; Desmidiales; Closteriaceae
Source: the annotation of a GenBank genome assembly